AUGUUAUCUUCAAGAGCUCUACUGCUCCUUGUUUUUUUUGGAUUAUUUAAGAACAUUUUUUGUGGCGUUAAUAAUGAAGUUUUACAAUUUUGUAAAAAACACAAUAUAACUAUUAGCGAACUUAAAGAUGAGGCAGAUGAGGCAGGGAUUGGAGUCGACACGCUAGUUGGUAUGAUGAAUGCAGAAUAUCCCUCUCCUAUUGAAGACUCUGUUCAAGAAAAUGGCAUUCCUAAGUUAGCCAAAAAUGGAAGUUCCGAUGGUGAUUCUCAAACAGGAGACGAAGACGUCUUAGGCUUUGUUCCAUCCAGUAGCAGUAUAUACUCGAGUGACGUUGGUAAAAAUGUAACAAUUGAGGAACCAUAUGCUAAAGUUGAUUCCGAGGCCAAAUUAUCAGCUUCUUUGGAUACGGAUACUUUAAAAUUAAGUGAAAAUACUUUAUUUUUGAAAAAGCCAAAUGAAGGAACGGCUGAGGAUAAUAAAUUAAAGGGCUCAAAAUCAAGUUCAUACUCAAGGGAAAAACCAAAAAAGAGCAAAAUAUACAGAGUAGUACUCGUCGAUAAGAACCGGAAUUUACCAAGAGGUAAGGCUCUCAGAAUUAAAAAUAACAAAGAAGAGAAAGAUAAGGUUGGGGCUAGAUAUUUCAUUGUUAAUAAUAAAGGAAAAAGAGAGGAAUAUAGGGUUGUUGGCCAUCGUAUUAAAUUUGUUGGAAAAGCCAAAGCUACUAACCCUCAAAGAUCAAAGGUUAUUGAAAGGCACAUUCAACCUAUAAUUAUUACAAGGCCGGAAAAUCCACCCUUUUAUGCUCCAAUGCAAAUGCCAAAUAUGCCUGUUCACCCUGGUUUUGUAGCUCCACCCCAAGCUCCUCAAAUCCCACUUCAAGCUCCUCAACAAGGCCCUCGAAUUAAAGAUAUGAAUGAUUUUGACGACAUGAAUAGAAACGAAAAUUAUAGGUACAGCGAUAAGAAUUCGUUUAUUGGCCCAAUGACCAUUUCAAUCAUUGUUAUAAUCCUUAUAAUUAUUUGUAUUAUUGGAGGGUUCUGUUUUUGCGGAGCUACUGGAAUAAAUAGGAAUCCUCAGAAUACACCACUUAUACCUCCUAAUCCACAGAACGUUCCUCAGCGACCACCAUAUAAUAGUAGAGCUCCAAUUAUUCCUCAGAAUCAACAAGUGCAGCCUCCUCAAGGAAGACAAGUAUUUGGAUACGCAGUUAUUCCCAAUAUUCGAUAG
This is a messenger RNA of Cryptosporidium ubiquitum, 1227 nucleotides long. RefSeq lists its product as uncharacterized. The record is from RefSeq and is a predicted model, not a curated record. Bases 1 to 1227 code for a protein of 408 amino acids. Lineage: Eukaryota; Apicomplexa; Conoidasida; Eucoccidiorida; Cryptosporidiidae. The transcript has a single exon.